Molecule: messenger RNA, 982 nt
Organism: Aphanomyces astaci
Lineage: Eukaryota; Oomycota; Saprolegniomycetes; Saprolegniales; Verrucalvaceae
Exons: 1
Coding region: 92-424 (110 amino acids)
Source: RefSeq, a predicted model, not a curated record
UUGGACUCCCUCUUGCUCGUAUGCACGUCGCCAUUGCUCAUGGUGGGAAUAAUGACAUUGAGGUGGUUCUACCGUCGCCUUCAGGCUCGCCAUGCCGCCCCACCACUGCCAAACGUCGUCAAAAGCAACCUCGCGUAGCCACGAAACAGUCACAUUGCUGGACAAAAGCAACCACGACCCGACGUGGUUUGAAGCAGUGGUGUGCCCUGCAGUUGCCCUGCCGCCGACGUGGUUGGAAGUGGUGGGGGCGGCGGUUGGGUUCGCUGGGGUUGUCGCGCUCUUGUCCACGGCCACAGACCAAGGAAGCACGAGUCAUGACGUGACCUUGGUCGGAAAUGCCUCAGCUUUGCUCGGAGCGCUCGUCAUUGUCGUUUACUUUGAGGGAUGUUCGACAUGUCGAAAGUGGAUGCCGCUAUUUCUGUAAUGCUGUCCAUCACGACGAUUGCCGCCGUCGACUUGGCAGUCGCAUCGCUCUUGUUUGAGCCGCACAGGACCGUAUCGGGGCUAGGGCCCGACUCGUUGUUUGGGCUGCUUGGGGACUUGAAGCUGUUUGGACUGCCUUUGGUGCCGCCUUCUUCGUAGGGUUCUUCGGGCAUGCGUGCGCGAACAUCGCUGUGGUGUACGUCAGCCCGUUGCUGAUAUCCCUGGCGGCGUUGUGGGAGCCCCUCAUCGGGAGCCUUGUGGGGUUUUUGUGGGCGUGCAAGGCCCACCAGACAUUAUGACCCUCGUAGCCGCCAUCUUCCUUCUCGGAGGCGCCCUCUUGGUCACAUUAGGCGGCCGAGACAAGAAACCAUCGGACAUAAGAUCAUUCUCGGGUUCUUGAUAUAUGACCUUUGACACCUGUAAAGAUCCAACUACCGGUACAUUCCACACCAAUACAAGUAAUUCUCUCGCCUUGGCUAUUACUUCGAAGUAGUAGUAUUCAUUGUAACAUUCCACGGCCUCCUUGGCCACUUCCAUCCUUAAGUUAAGCGGUUGGUGG